AAAUUUUCACUCUAUGUCCCAAAAUAAAUGUCAAAUUUGUCAAAAGUAAGCAAAGCACAUUGGGGUUAUUGUUCGUUUUUUUAACCAAUUUUAGCGUUUAACUUGUAUCUUUUCACGUAAUUAAGAUAUUUAGUUGAAGUGUUCUAUUGUGCAAUUUGAACAAUGGAGGUUUUCAUUUGAUUUGGUGUCUUAAUUCUAUGGAAUACGUUUGCAUACCACAGAAGCCAAAUAACAGUAUCCACAGUUGAGAAGUAUGUGUAGAGAUGAAGAGAUGUGACGCGUGCCGUGUCCGUUCAGAACGGAGGACGGAGGAGAGAGCGGACACCAGUGGAGACAGGGACCCGCUCAUUGACACAACAACUGUCUCUCAGGAGGACAAUUACGAUAACCAAAAUUUAUCGUGCGGCAUCUGCGCAAUGUUUCCGUCGUGCAUGUCGCUGCUCUCGCGGCGGGGGGAGCAGCGGGCGCCCCGGCCUGGCCAGGCGGCGGUCGUGCUCAACGUCUACGACAUGUACUGGACGAACUGGUACACGGCAGGUGCGGGGGUUGGCGUGUUCCACAGCGGAGUUCAAGUCCACGGCUCGGAGUGGGCAUACGGCGGUCAUCCGUAUGCCUUCACCGGUGUCUUCGAGAUCACACCCAGAGACGAGCGGGAGUUAGGCGAACAGUUCCGAUUCAGACAAAGUGUGCACAUAGGUUAUACGGACUUCAGCGAAGAGGAAGUCAGACGGUUGGUAGCAGAAUUAGGCAAGCAGUUCCGCGGUGACAGGUAUCACCUAAUGAAUAACAACUGCAAUCAUUUCACGUCGGCGUUCUGUUUGGCGCUAUGCGACCACGACAUCCCGGCGUGGGUGAACCGGCUCGCGUACGUGAGCUCGUGCGUGCCCUUCCUGCAGCGGUGUCUGCCCAAAAUAGAGAGUGGCUGACCCCGGCAGCGCUGCAGCAGUCGCUGGCGGCGCACUCGCGCUCCUCCUCGCCGCAGACGCCGCAAUAGCUAAAAUAUGUACUGCACUGUUGCAGUUAAGCAGUCAGAAGUGUUGUGCGAACUAAUACAUACUAGAGUUAAAGUUAGCUAGUACUUGGUUUGGCGCAUUGUCGAUAAAUACUAGAGAGGCGGGCCGCGCGACGUUCAACAAUGUUUUAGUCGAUUUUGUCUAUGAAUCCAAAAAUCGACUAAUCGUACAAACUAAAUUGUUUAAAAACGACUUCGACGCGGCUCUGGCCUUUACAUUAUAUUAAUCUAAUUAUAGUUCUCUUGUAACGUUAGUAAAAACCGAGAUAAUCAGUCAAAAAGAUGUCAAUGACUCACUCAGUUUUUAUUAACAUUUGCAGUAGUGUUGUCCCCGUUUUAAGAGUUCCUAUUUUGAAAUGGGACCUUAUUUAUAUUUAAAACUUUGACUUCUGAAGGAAUUGAGCAUUUACAUAAUUUUGUUUUAAGUAAUUAUGUGAAUGAUAAUAUAUUUCUUCAAUGCUAAGUAUCUCUAAAUUGAUUCUAUUUCUUUGUAUAUUAGGACAAAAGACAAAAGAUUUUUAUAAUACUUGAUGUGUUUAGUUAAGGUUAUAUUAGCCAACAUUUUAUUUAUAAAUAAAUUUAGAUUUUCAUAAUCAUCACGUAAAUUAUAUUCAUUUCAUUUUAAUAUAAUCAUUUUCAGGCAUUUCUUUUACUGAAUAAAAAUAGGAAUAUUGGUUUUCUUAUUUUGUCGUUGGUAAUGUAAAGAUGGCGGAUGUGUGAGUAUGUGUGUGUGUGUUGACAUAAAUAUACGUAGAUCAUUGUAGUCCGUCCGUCAGCUAAUUAAAACAGGCGUGAUUCUUAAAAAUUAAUACUAAGUGCGUUUUCUAUCUAUUUUUUUAAGUCGCGUUUUGCAAAGGGUGGGAAAAUACAAUUUAUAUUUCAAUUUUAACGGAAACCAUAGUUUAAACGGAGAUAUUAUUUAGUCAAAAAGUGAAAUAUUGACUAAAAAGAAAUCUUAAAUGAACAAAAUUAUGUUUUAUCGAUGUUUAUAUUUGUUGUUUUAACAAAAUAAUAUUUAGUGCAGUAUUCACCUGAAGGAGCACUUUUCCCAAAAUAUUCGCCAAAGAAAAAAUCACUCCGCCGUUUGUGGGACGCGAAAAAAUUACUGAACUAAAAAAUUAAGUACCUAUAUCUUGUUACUGUUUUUAAAGAAAAUCGUUUGGGAAUUUAGUAUAAUCAUGAAAAAUAAUUUAAAUAUUAAAUGUAUAAGUAUAAAUGUGUCUAGAGUUGUUCCAUGUGUCACGUCAUAGACAAGUAGACGUCAUGUGGGGAUGAGCCUUUCAACUCUACGUUUAUAUUGUACAUUUUUAACUAUUAUCUUGCUUUUUGAAUUACAAUUUUGGGUCCGUAUUACAGAUGAGAAAUAAGACACAUUAAUAUUUUUUUAAAGUAAUUAAAUUAUUUUCAAGCAUCGUGGGCUUACAGGUUAUUUAAUUAGAUAAAAACAAUGAAAUAUUUAAUUACUUUUCUUCUAUAUUAAGCCAUUUGGUUUCUCAAUAACAGAAGUUAUGGAUAUGGUCGUACAAAGUUAUGUAAUACGGACCACAGACAACCAUAAAUAUUUCAAUUAACUUAUUAUAGUUCGCUGGUUUUUACUUAUAAAAUAUAACUAUAGUUUUACAAGUCAAAUAAUUUCAGUUUUCUUUACAAAGUGCAUGAACUUAUUUUAUUACAUUUUAUUACAUAGAUAACUCGGUUCAUUCAUUAAUAUUACUAAUUAUUCUUAAUUUGCAAAGCCGUGACGUGUCAGGAUAUAAUCAAAGUGCACUUAGAUAUCGUGCAUUUACUGGUUUAAUUAGACUUAAUGGAUUUAAUGUGUUAAUUGUAAGAGUUCCUCUAUACAGGAUCGCACUCAAGGGUGUUGCCAGACGAGAAAUACAUUCAUUUGUCUUUCAAAAAGGAGGAUUUAUUUUAACGACGUAAUUUUUUAAUGACACGAAAAAUAUCUAGAUUUUUUGGCUGUGGUUUUCUAAAGAAAUAUGUUUAAACGUAAAUUCAGUAAUUGAGUUUGAAAUGUGUUGUGUAUGCUCGUUUGGUUUCACCCUUAUUGACUUAUUGAAAUACGCUUUAUAUGAAAACGAUCCACAGAUCGUAAUCCUAACUAAUAUUAUAAACAGCGAAAUUGUCGUUUCUAUGGUAACGGUUAUACGCUCAUUUUGGCGUCAGUUCAUUGUGAUCUUGAUCACUUAUACACUGGGUUACAUUAUGGAUUAGAGAAAAAAAAUACCUAUACUUUGUCUCAGGCUCAGUCUGCUGUCGAGGACGCUUUUACGAAAUAAAAGUGAAUACUUCAACUUGUAACGGGAACUGGGGGUGAUAAAUAUACUAGUGGAAGCAUUCACCAUUAGGUCAGUCCAUCAAAUAAUAAUUAUUAUAAUCAGCCGUAUUAAGGCCUCACACUGAACUGAUACUAGAAUGAACGUGUAAACACCGCCUUACGAAGCAACGGCAGAACAGAGUUAGAUGAAAUAGGUCCUAAUUAACCAUAGCUAUAUGAAUGAUACUAAUCCUUUGUAGAAAAUUUUAAAUUACCAUUAUAAAUUAUUUUAAAAUGGCAUUUUCCCUUGGUUGCAUAUUCUAUUUAUUGCAUUUAAAAUUAAACAACUUUUUUGGUAUUUAUUAGUGUUGCUGUCAUCUUUAAAAACGUUAGAUUUAACUAGAAGGAGAUAGCAACAUCGAUAGUUUUGUUUACUUUAUCGACAUUAGAGAUUGUGCUUACUCUUAGAAGAAUGUUGAAAUUUUAAAUUUCAAAACUUGAAUGUUAUUUUUACGAUUACUGUUCCUUUUUUUUGAUAAAAUGAAUUAUUAUAGAUUUUUAAAUUAUUUCCUGUAUAACCCAAAACUAGACACCAUUUUAUCUGAAAGGCGAAAGAUUAGGAGUAUUUGUGUACUAAUUCAUAACUAAAAUUAAGCAUAGUUUGAUCCUGAUAAUUUCACAAAAGUGCCAUUGAUAUGAUAAUGGGAAUUAAUUAAAUUAAUUUACUAACUAUAAAUUAUUUUUUCGCUGCCAUUUUUAGUUUUGAAAGGAUCUUAGAAAUAGACAAGGUUUCUUAGUAAAAUAGGGUUAUUGGCUUGAAAUAUUCAAUAUGAGCGAAACAUGAUUAUUAUAAUGUUAACCGAAAUUUUUCAAACUGUGUACUUGACAAUGCGCCAACGAAUAACGUAUUUCAAAUGGAAACACUUGUGUACGAUAUUUAGAUUUUUUUCUCUGGAGAUAUUUGGUAUGAAGAAAAUUUUUUUUUUUUUUUUACAAUCAUAACAUUGCAAAGUUAAAUCUUUUUACGGUUACACUAGCAGGCUGUGACGGAAUGUGGCAUGGCGGUAAUUAAAACCAUGUUUUUUUUUUCGUAUUUGAAGUUAUCGUACGUCGUGUCGUCUAGUUGAAAUACGUGUGUAUCGUGUGUAAGUAUCGGACUACACAAUAAUGUGCCACUUCUCACCUCAGUGUUUCAAAUUAUGACGUUUUUACAAGUUACGACUAGUUAGGGUAUAAUAUGUGAAGUCGCGGGACCGCCCUGUCUACUACAAGCUUAUCUAGAGUUUUUACGAAUAGCUUGCUAUGUCUAUAAGUUAUUUAAACAUUUUAAAUAGUUUACUCACUUUUUGUACCACCUCUAAAGCAAAUUAUUGACUUAAUUUGCGGAUAUAUCUCUAUUAAUAUCUAUAUAAAAUACUUUUUCGUUUAAUUCUUCUUGUCUUUGAACUUUUACCUAGUUUUUAUAACAAGAUAUUUUUAAAGUUUACAAGCAGUUCCUAUAGCUCAUGACAUCCUAACUAAUAUUAUAAAUGAGAAAGUAACUCUGUCUGUCUGUCUGUCUGUCUUUUCUUCACGCCUAAACUACUGAAUCGAUUUGUGUGAAAUUUGGUACAGAUAUAGUUUGAAACUUUAGAAAGGACUUAGGAUAGUUUUUAUUACAAAAAAAUAUAAAAAUAAAAUUUAUUCCGGACAUAUAGCGCCACCUAUUGGUCAAACCAAAAAUCUACCUUAAGUUACUAUUCCACGCGAAAGAAGUCGCGGGCAAAAGCUAGUUGUCUAAAUAUUUUUUAACACCGUGUGUAAGUCAGGGCGUUUCCGCGACUAAAAAUACUGUAGGUUCUGAUCUAUAAAUAUAAUAUGCAAAUAAAAGAGUUAAACUGUUGAAUAACACUAUAAAAUAUUACUGUUUAAUGUAUGGUGAACAAGUAUGGUAUGUCAAUAUUUUCUUUUUUGUUGUAAGGUGAAUUUUACUUGCGUGAGAAAACUGUAAAAUAGACUAAACGCACCUUAUUUUAAAUAUUCUCAGUUUCUGUGAGUGCGAUGUAAUUGUAAAAAACUGAACUGAAUUCAUGGAUUUUUGCUUUCAUUACUACAUUCCUCUCUGUGUACUGUCUCCAAUUGUUCUCUAAAAAUGACUCAAUAUAUAGACUUGGUAAAUAACCUCUUUACGUGCGAUUACUGAACAGUUUGUGUCACAUUUUCAACUCAAUACAUACAAAACUGAGCUUGUUAGUUAUUUACCAAAGUUUAUUCUAGUUAUACUUACUUACGGCCAGUUUCUUCAUCAAAAGUUAAAGUUAAAGUUAUGGCUAAAGUAAUGUCUAAAGUAAAAGUAACGGUUAAAUUCAAUUUUUCUAUUAGUUUUGCUGUCACUUUAGCCUUGAAAAAACGAAUUUGACCGUUACUUUUACUUUAGACAUUAACUUUAACUUUUGAUGAAGAUACUGGCCGUUAGUGUUUGCAUUUAUUUGACUUUGUGUUGUGCAUGUGUGUAUAUUAUUUGUACCUAAUCGUAGGCCAUAUUUUUAGCUUAUUAUUAUACUAUUUUAUGUAACGCGUUUAUUCCUCGAAAAGGUAUACUUUUGAAAUGUUUGUACAAUUUAUUUCUAGUUAUGAUAACUAUGUAGUUGCGAGUUGAAUUUCAAUUUGAUGUUAGUCUUGAGUGUGGGAUAAAGUCUCUAUUUUUAUUAUGAUGUGGUAACUGAGGAUGUAACGAACUAAUCUAGAUGUUAAAUAAUAUAACACUGUUACAUACAAGUAAAUCAAUGUACUAUAUUCUAUUCGGUGUAUCGGAAACGUUGUGGAUAUUUUCCGAUCACUGAAUGGCGAUAUUUAACGGUUUUUCACAAUAUUGUCAGAUUCAAGUUUGGCAAUAGUAUAAUUUUUGAAUGAAUAAACUGUGUAAAAAGUUUGCAA
Messenger RNA from Helicoverpa zea (corn earworm), 6185 nucleotides. RefSeq names its product deubiquitinase DESI2. Lineage: Eukaryota; Metazoa; Arthropoda; Insecta; Lepidoptera; Noctuidae. The coding region runs from base 264 to 926 and encodes 220 amino acids. Gene Ontology annotation, biological process: protein deubiquitination. Gene Ontology annotation, molecular function: deubiquitinase activity. The transcript has 10 exons. The record is from RefSeq and is a predicted model, not a curated record.